Molecule: messenger RNA, 255 nt
Organism: Protopolystoma xenopodis
Lineage: Eukaryota; Metazoa; Platyhelminthes; Monogenea; Polystomatidea; Polystomatidae
Source: the annotation of a GenBank genome assembly
UCCUAUCAGAGUCUACCACUUGCUGCAAGGCUACGUCUCUUAUCCGCCUGCUUCAAUGAUUUCACUCCAUCGCUGCCACCGUAUCCGUGCUACUCAAGGCGUUAUGUUCUACACUCUGCCUCAAGUCAGCGUGUAUACAUCAGCCUCAAUGAUCAAGCCCCUAACGUCUGGAUUCGCAAUUGGCAUGACAACCUAACUCGACGCUAUGCGGCAUUUGCACCCAGUAAAUCUCGUGGUCGAGACUUUACGUCAUAG